Chanos chanos (milkfish) is the source of this 3861-nucleotide messenger RNA. It is a transcript of the gene cntnap5b, whose product is annotated as contactin associated protein family member 5b. The record is from RefSeq and is a predicted model, not a curated record. NCBI's taxonomy places the organism in Eukaryota, Metazoa, Chordata, Actinopteri, Gonorynchiformes, Chanidae. The coding region runs from base 202 to 3861 and encodes 1219 amino acids. The transcript is spliced from 24 exons.
UCCACGCUGGCUGCAAACAACUAUUAUUGCAAUGGGCCACUGGUCUCUGUUCUACCUCCAGCAUCUUUUGAGAGCUCAUCUGUAUUAUCCAACAGUCAGUCUCCAUACUUUGCGAAGCUCAACAGAAGAGAUGGAGGGGGAGGCUGGGCCCCAGAUCGGACCGACAGGCAGCGAUGGUUACAGAUUGACCUUCGGGAGAGGAUGGAGGUCACAGCCGUGGCCACACAGGGUCGCUUCGGCAGCUCUGAUUGGGUCACUAGCUACAUGUUGUUAUACAGUGACACAGGUAGAGCAUGGAAACAGUACAGACAGGAAGACUACACAGGGACCUUCCCAGGGAACAGCGAUGCAGACGGUGUCGUUCACCACAAGUUGACCCAUUCCAUUAGGACUCGGUUUAUAAGGUUUGUUCCACUGGACUGGAGCCCAGGGGGCUGGAUUGGCUUGAGACUGGAGGUCUACGGGUGCUCGUACAAGUCAGAUGUGGCGGACUUUGAUGGAAGAAGCUCUCUGCUGUACCGCUUCAACCAGAAGUCUAUGAGGACAGUGAAGGACGUGAUCUCUCUGAAGUUUAAAAGCCAUCGUGCAGAUGGAGUUCUGGUUCACGGUGAGGGCCAGAGAGGGGAUUACAUCACGCUGGAACUUCACCGGGGUAGUUUGGCUCUACACUUGAACCUGGACGAUGCAAAGCGCCACCCCAGGAGUGGCCACGUCUCUGUGUUUUUGGGGAGUCUGCUGGAUGACCAUCACUGGCACUCCGUACUCAUCGAGCGCUUUAACAAGCAGAUUAACUUCACAGUGGACAGGGAGACGCACCACAUUCACACCAGAGGAGCUGAGGAUUCUCUGGAGGUAGAUUACGAGCUUAGCUUUGGAGGCAUCCCGCUGCCCGGAAAACCAGGAACUUUCCUGCGAAAGAAUUUCCACGGUUGCAUCGAGAACCUCUAUUACAACGGUGUCAAUAUCAUUGACCUAGCAAAACGACGCAAGCCUCAAAUCUACAGUGUGGGUAAUGUGACCUUUGCAUGCUCCGAGCCUCAGCAGGUGUCUGUAACUUUCCUGAGCUCAAGCAGUAGUUUCCUUUUGCUCCCGCUGGAUGGGACGAUGGAGGAACUGUCAGUGGGGCUCCAGUUUCGGACCUGGAACAGAGAGGGCCUGCUGUUCUCUGCCCCGCUGUCUGGCAAUUCUGAGAGACUGGUCCUGCUUCUCACAAACGGUCAACUACGCCUCACGCAUCACAGAGCCGCACAGCAGAGAUCCGACAUCUCCAUCGGUCAGAGUCUGAACAAUGGGCAGUGGCACUCUGUCUCUGUCAGCGUAAGAGAGCUGCAGGCUUCCCUCUCCCUGGACAACGAGCCUGCUUCCACCAUGGAGCUCAGGGAUCACAUCCAGACAGGAAACACUGUUUUAUUAGGAGGUUGUCCAUCAACUCCAAGUAGUCACGGCUGUAGGAACCCCACGCAGGCGUAUCAGGGAUGCAUGCGUUCCAUCAUCAUUAACAAUCAACCAAUCAACCUCUUCCAUGUGCAACGAGGGCUGUUGGGUAAUUACAGCAAGCUCCAAAUUGACAUAUGCGGCAUCCGUGACAGAUGUCUCCCUAAUUAUUGUGAGCAUGGCGGUCAGUGCUCCCAGUCCUGGAACACCUUUUACUGUGACUGCUCAGGGACCGGAUACACUGGAGCCACCUGCCAUAACUCUAUCUUUGAGCCUUCGUGUGAAGCUCACAGACUAACUGGAAGUGCUUCAGGUUACUUCUCCAUUGAUCCCGACGGAAGUGGCCCACUCAAGUCCACAGUGGUCUACUGUAACAUGACAGAGGAGAAAGUUUGGACGGUGGUGGCACACAACAGCACAGUUCCUGUAAGAGUUCAUGGCACCUCCCUACAGGAGCCCCAUAUCAUGCCGUUCAACUACAGUGCCUCCCUGGAACAGCUCCGCAUCCUAGUCAGCAGGUCGGAGCAGUGCCAACAGGAAGUGGUUUACCGAUGCAGGAAGUCCCGCCUCUUCAAUACAUGGGAUGGGACGCCGCUGGCCUGGUGGCUGGACAGGAGCGGGGAGAGACGAACCUACUGGGGAGGCUUCCUGCCGGGGGUCCAGCAGUGCUCCUGCAGUCUGGACGAAAACUGCAUAGACAUGAAUUACUUCUGCAACUGUGAUGCUGACAGGGAGUCAUGGGAAAAUGAUACGGGAUUGCUUUCCUACAAAGACCACCUGCCAGUAACUGAAAUCCUGGUUGGAGAUACAAACAGAACAGGCUCUGAGGCUGUUUACAAAGUUGGCUCUCUUCAUUGCUAUGGAGACAGGUUUCUCUGGAAUGCAGCAUCCUUCUACCAGGAAUCCUCCUACCUCCAUUUUCCGACCCUUCAGGCUGAGCUCAGCUCAGACAUUUCCUUUUACUUCAAAACAACAGCUCCUUCCGGAGUUUUCCUGGAAAACCUGGGCGUUAAGGACUUCAUCAGGGUGGAGUUGAGUGGCCCCUCCACAGUAGUGUUCACAUUUGACGUUGGGAAUGGGCCAGUGGUGCUGACAGUGAAGUCGCACGUGCCGUUAAACGAUAAGCAGUGGCAUUACGUUCGAGCGGAACGCAACGUGAAGGAGGCGUCACUCCAGGUGGACCAGCUGCCUCUGCGGUUCCUGGAGGCACCCUCGGAGGGCCACAUCCGUCUCCAGCUCAGCGGGCAGCUGUUUAUCGGGGGAACCGCCUCCAGGCAGAGGGGCUUUCUGGGUUGUAUACGGGCGUUAAAUAUUAACGGGUUGACCCUGGACUUGGAAGAGAGAGCAAAAAUGACGCCAGGUGUCAGUUCAGGAUGUCCGGGUCACUGCAGCAGCCAUAACAGCCUCUGCCACAACAGGGGCAAGUGCAUUGAGAAGAGCAGUGGAUAUGUCUGUGAUUGUACACACUCCGCCUAUGGUGGACCUAACUGCAAAGAAGAAGUUUCCGUCUCCUUUGAAAGCGGGUCCUCAGUGACUUACACCUUCCAAGAGCCGUUCUCGGUGAUGCGCAACACAAGCCGGCAGACCUCCGCUAUCUACGCCCAGAGUAGCAAGUCCAGGGAAAAUAUCGCCUUCAGUUUCUUCACCACCCAUGCACCUGCAAUGCUGCUGACUGUAAGCACCUACCAUCAGCAGUACAUGGCGGUCAUCUUGGCUCAGAACGGGAGUCUGCAGAUUUGGUACAGACUCAACAGGGAGAAGAAACCUGAUGUGUUCACACCUAGGCCCCACAAUCUGGCCAAUGGACAACUCCACAAGGUCCAGAUCCACAGGGAAGGCAGAGACAUGUAUGUACAGAUUGACAAAGAUGUUAACCAAAAAUACAGCUUGUCGACAGACAGAGAACUCAACAUGAUACGAUCGCUGACGCUGGGCAAAGUCACAGGUCGUGCUGGUGUAGAUGAAGAAGUGUUGCAAGCAGGUUCAAGAGGUUUCAUUGGAUGUUUGUCAUCGGUCCAAUUUAAUCACUUGGCUCCACUCAAGGCAGCCAUUCUGAACCGAGGCAGCUCAUUGGUCAGCGUACAUGGAAAUCUGUUUGAGUCUAACUGUGGCACAUUAGCUGAUGAAAUGUCCUCCAAUUCAUUGUCCGAUCACUCUGAAUCAGAAGACAGUGGGAAAGGGCGUCUAAAGAACACUGCUCAGAAUGACUCGGCAGUAAUUGGAGGUCUCAUAGCCGCUGUGGUCCUCAUUGUCCUUUGUAUGGUCGCAGUGGUGACUCGCUUUCUAUACAGGCACAGGCACGAACGGGCUCAGCAGAUGGCCCCUGUCAAGGAGAAGGAUCACCAGACUAGACCAGAGCAGAGCUACCGCUCUGAGUUGGACCUUCGUAGCUCAGUGAGGGACAGCAGGAAGGAGUACUUCAUCUGA